UCAAGAGAACUGAAGAAGAAAUUCAAGCCUCGAGUUUCAGUAGUGAAGGAUUCUAUGGGGAAAAUAUUAAACGGUGCAGGAAGCCAAAAAAGAAAAUGGAAAGAAUACACAGAGUCAUUAUACCGAAAAGGGGGCACAUGAUCAGGAACUGAUGGUACUGAAGGAAGAAGUCCAAGCUGCACUGAAGGCAUAGGUGAAAAACAAGGCUCCAGGAAUUGACGGAACACCAACUGAGAUGUUUCAACAAAUAGAUGCAGCACUGGAAGUGCUCACUCAUCUGUGCCAAGAAAUUUGGAAGACAGUUACCUGGCCAACCAACUGGAAGAGAUCCAUAUUUAUGCUUGUUCCCAAGAAGGGUGAUCCCACCAAAUGCGGAAAUUAACGAACAAUAUCAUUAAUACCACACACAAGCAAAAUUUUGCUGAAGGUCAUUCAAAAACGUCUGCAGCAGUAUAUCGACGGGAACUGCCAGAAAUUCAGGCUGGUUUCAGAAGAGAAUGUGGAACCAGGAAUAUCAUUGCUGAUGUCAGAUGGAUCCUGGCUAAAAGCAGAGGAUACCAAAAGGAUGUUUACUUAUGUUUUAUGGACUAUGCAAAGGCAUUCGACUGUGUGGAUCAUAACAAAUUAUGGAUAACAUUGUGAAGAAUGGGAAUUCCAGAACACCUAAUUGUGCUCAUGAGGAACCUGCACAUAAAUCAAGAGGCAGUUGUUCGGACAGAACAAGGGGAUACUGUGUGGUUUAACGUCAGGAAAGGUGUGCAUCAGGGUUGUUUCCUUUUGCCAUACCUAUUCAAUCUGUAUGCUGAGCAAAUAUUCUGAGAAGCUGGACUGUAUGAAGAAGAACGGGGCAUCAGGAUUGGAGGAAGACUCAUUAACAGCCUGCGUUAUGCAGAUAACUUAACCUUGCUUGCUAAAGUGAAGAGGACUUGAAGCACUUACUGAUGAAGAUCAAAGACCACAGUCUUCAGUAUGGAUUAUACCUCAACAUAAAACAAAAACCCUCACAACUGGACCAAUAAGCAACAUUAUGGUAAACAGAGAAAAGAUUGAAGUUAUCAAGGAUUUCAUUUAACUUGGAUUCACAAUCAGCACCCAUCAAAGCUGAAGUCAGGAAAUCAAAAGACCCAUUGCAUUGGGCAAAUCUGCUGGAAAGGACCUCUUUAAAGUGUUGAAAAGCAAAGAUGUCACCAUGAAGACUUAAGAUGUGCCUGACCCGAGCCAUGGUAUUUUCAGUCACAUUGUAUGCGUACAAAAGCUAGACAAUGAAUAAGGAAGACCGAAGAAUUGAGACCUAUGAAUUGUGGUGUUGGUGAAGAAUAUUGACUAUACCAUAGACUGCCAUAAGAACGAACAAAUCUAUCUUGGAAGAAGUACAAUCAGAAUGCUCCUUAGGAGCACGGGUGGCAAGAUUACAUCUUACAUACUUUGGGCAUGUUAUCAGGUGGCACUCGGCUGUUUGCAGGCACUUCUUUCCCUGGUGGCCCAGCGAGAAUUUUACAUUUUCACUUUUCCUUAUUAUGGCUUUGGUUCACAAGUUGCUGAAUGGUGUUUAUAUUCUCAGAAAAUGCCAGAUGCCAAGUGCUGCCUCAUGCCUGUUCUUGGGUCCUCACUCUGCAGACUACUGUUCCAGCAGUCUUCAGAAACCUGCGGCUGCUCCUGGCAAAGCAGGCUCCCCUCAGAGGAAGACGGAAAGGGAUUUGCAAGGACAUCACCAGAAAGAAGUUGAUUUGGACAUAACUUCUCCUGAGGAGAUGCCUGAAGUUAGUUUUGAUAAAGCAAUUCGAGAUGAAAUAAAGGACCAUUUUAGGCGUUUGAAGGAUGAGUUUGUGAGUCACUGGAUAGGGCCUCAAGGCCGCCCUCUGCAUGAGGUCUUGCUGGAACAAGCUAAGGUCGUCUGGCAGUUUCGUGGAAAAGAAGAUUUGGAUAAGUGGAUAGUGACUUCUGAUAAGACAAUUGGAGGCAGAAGUGAAGUAUUCCUGAAAAUGGGCAAGAAUAACCAAAGUGCGCUGUUGUAUGGAAAUCUGAGCUCUGAGGCCCCUCAGGACGGAGAGAGUAGCCGCAGUGGGUACUGUGGAAUGGUAUCCAGGAUCCCAAGGGGUGCAUUUGAGAGGAAGAAGUCAUAUGAUUGGUCUCAGUUCAACACUCUGUAUCUCCGUGUCCGUGGGGAUGGUCGGCCUUGGAUGGUGAACAUCAGGGAGGACACUGAUAUAGUCCAGAGGAAGAAUCAGAUGUACAGUUACUUCAUGUUCACCCGCGGGGGGCCCUAUUGGCAAGAGGUCAAGACUCCUUUCUCCAAGUUUUUCUUCUCUAAUCAAGGAAGAAUCCGAGAUACCCAGUUCCAGCUCCUGCUUGACAAGAUCUCUUCUAUAGGAUUCACCCUGGCUGAUAAAGUUGAUGGUCCAUUCUUUCUGGAAAUAGACUUUAUUGGAGUGUUUACCGAUCCAGCCCACACAGAAGAAUAUGCCUAUGAAAAUUCUCCAGAUCUUAAUCCGUGACUUUUUAAAUAAAAAAGAUCACAUGGUAGUUUUGUGUUACUAAACUGAGGGUAGUAGCACCCACAGUGGCAGACGAAAUAAAGUGUUCUUUAAUAGCAUCCAACCAACGGCUGGUGUGUAUUCUCUAAGACGAGGCUACACGCAGUCGCUAAGAGGGCCCAGACAGGGGAACACUGAAUGAAACCAGGCUCUGAUCUGUGCCUUAGCUCAGAGAAUUUAAGUACUGAUACAGGGGGACAGUGUCAGUAACUGCUUUUGAUCAGAACGUAUUUGGAAAUUACUCAGAGGUUUCUUUAUUGAUCUCAUCUCUGCAUCUUGACAGGGAAAUCUGAAUGUAUCAAUAAGUAUGGUAAAUGUAAUAAAAUCUGACAGGUGCUAUGGGAAUACAAAGGAGGGACACUUUCAUGUCAUUCUUGGGUGGGAGUGGUGGUCACAAAAAGUAAAUGUAAACUCGUUCCUCUCAGCUGCUCAGCUAAACUUGGAAGGCUGGUAUGUUCACAAAGAAAGAAUAUACCGUAAUGAGAAAAAAUUUUUAUUUAUGAAAAUCUUAAGCAGUACAAAACUCAGAAGCUCCACUGAGGUGCAACCAACAUGGAUAUGAUGCUAAGCAACUCUAGUCUUUUCCAUAAACUGAGUAAGAUGCUUAAAGCAGCAAUCUGAAAAUUUCCAUAUGGCCCUG
Messenger RNA from Loxodonta africana (African savanna elephant), 3174 nucleotides. It is a transcript of the gene NDUFAF1, whose product is annotated as NADH:ubiquinone oxidoreductase complex assembly factor 1. NCBI's taxonomy places the organism in Eukaryota, Metazoa, Chordata, Mammalia, Proboscidea, Elephantidae. The coding region runs from base 1518 to 2495 and encodes 325 amino acids. Gene Ontology annotation, biological process: mitochondrial respiratory chain complex I assembly; mitochondrial electron transport, NADH to ubiquinone. The transcript is spliced from 5 exons. Gene Ontology annotation, cellular component: mitochondrion. The record is from RefSeq and is a predicted model, not a curated record.